AUGGAACUCUCUGGACUAAACAAUUUAUCUACUGAAAAGUUGACUGACUCAGAAUCAAAUCAAAAAGACGCUACUCCUGUUACCUGUGAUGAACCUGAGUGUCUUAAAGCAGACGAAAUUUUCGUAGGUCCAAAACUUGAAGAGGAAAAAAAUUUAGAAAAAGAUCAAGACGUAGAAACAAAUCAUGGCAUCAAAUUUGAAGAUUGCUUUUACGGAUAUUCUAUUGAGUCUCCAUAUCAUACAAAUUAUGAUUUUUAUGGACCUAUUGAAUUACAAAUUCUGAAAGCUGAUGCAGCAAUAAGUCGACGAGAAUUUAGAAGAGAUAAAUCUACUCAAACGUCAAAUUACCAGCAAAUGAAAGAUAAAAUCAAUUCUUAUAUCUUUCAACUAGCAGGUUUUCGAUGCGAGCCAAAGUUGUCAGAAAUAGAGAAAACUGACAAAAAUAUAGAAGACCAUAAUAAUGAGUCUAGGGAGUCUACCAAUCAGUUGUCGCACUCGACUUUCAUGGAUGAUGACCAGGUGGAGGAUGAACGUCCUAUCUCAUCAGCUGGUACUUGCUCUUUAACUGGAAGCAAAGUGAGAACAUCAUCUGAAUCCAGUGAUGAAAGUAGCAGAAGUAUACCCUGUAAUAGUGAUUCGGACGAUUCUUCAACCGAGGAAAGAAUAAAGAAUUCACCUAUGGGUCGGUUAUUAACUUUAAUAGAAGAGCGAUCAAAAAUAAGUGAAGACAAUAAGGAACGUCGGUUUAGAGAAUUGAUGGCUUUUAAAGCCCAAAAGGCAGAGGAAGAUUGUCAAUUUAAAGAAAGAGCUUUAGAUUUAUUAGAAAAGUUUAUACAAACGCACACAAUGUCUAAAACGGACGAUGUUUUCUGA
Cotesia congregata is the source of this 873-nucleotide messenger RNA. The record is from the annotation of a GenBank genome assembly. NCBI's taxonomy places the organism in Eukaryota, Metazoa, Arthropoda, Insecta, Hymenoptera, Braconidae.